CUUCUUUUUUCUUUUUAAGAAUUUGCGGAGAGCUAUAUUUCCUGACCCUCCCCCCCUUCUUCCUUCACAAAAUUAUCGGAAAUUAGGGUUUGCAGCUCUGAUCAACUGAAACCAUGGGGGGAGGUAAUGCCCAGAAAUCUAAGACUGCUCGCGAGAGAAACUUGGAGAAGAACAAGGCUUCCAAAGGAAGCCAAUUAGAUGCGAAUAAGAAAGCUAUGAGUAUCCAGUGCAAGGUAUGUAUGCAGACAUUCAUAUGCACCACGUCAGAGGUAAAAUGCCGAGAGCACGCUGAAGCAAAGCAUCCAAAGAGUGCCGUUGAUGUUUGUUUUCCACACCUUAAGAAAUGACCUGACCCGUUCUGUUCUUUACCGUGCCAAGGUUGUGUAAUGUGUACAAUAAUUGAAGUUGGGAAGUGGGUUUAUCUUUAUUAUGCCGAAGUCGUGUAAUUUUAUCAAAUCGUAGCGUUUGAAAACUCUCAUGAGUACAUUUGUCUUCGAGUGACUGGAUUGCUUAAUGUGAAACUAAGUGGCUUUGUGCUUAA
Molecule: messenger RNA, 541 nt
Organism: Spinacia oleracea (spinach)
Lineage: Eukaryota; Viridiplantae; Streptophyta; Magnoliopsida; Caryophyllales; Amaranthaceae
Exons: 3
Coding region: 114-347 (77 amino acids)
Source: RefSeq, a predicted model, not a curated record